Molecule: messenger RNA, 1080 nt
Organism: Arachis stenosperma
Lineage: Eukaryota; Viridiplantae; Streptophyta; Magnoliopsida; Fabales; Fabaceae
Exons: 1
Coding region: 1-1080 (359 amino acids)
Molecular function (GO): zinc ion binding
Source: RefSeq, a predicted model, not a curated record
AUGUUUGAUAAAGUAUUUUGGACUUUUCCAUCCUGUGUUGAGGCUUUCAAGCAUUGCAAGCCAUUUGUUUCCAUCGAUGGCAUGCAUCUGUAUGGCAGAUACGAUUGCGUGUUGCUUAUAGUGAUGGCACAAGACGGCAACAUCAAUAUCCUGCCUAUUGCUUCUGCCAUUGUGGUGUCUAAGAGUAUCGAGUCAUGGUCGUUCUUCCUUACUAAUCUGAGGUGCCAUGUCACUCCACAAGAAGGUCUGCUGGUUAUCACCGACAGAUCGCAAGCCAUCAAGGCUACAUUCAGUGCUGAUGAUAGUGGUUGGCAUCCUCCUAGGGCGUUCCACGCUUACUGUAUCAGACACAUGGCCGCUAACUUCAUGACUCAUUUUAAGUUAGUCAUUUUAAACACCACUUACAGUCCAAGCAAGGCUAGGUAUGAGUGGUACAUGGAGGCCUUGAGAGGAGUGUCCCCAGGGAUUGCAGACUGGGCUGGUCAUUUCAACAAAGAGAUAUGGUUACAACACUGCGAUUGUGAUAGGCGGUUUGGUCACAUGACUACAAAUCUAUCUGAGUACAUCAAUUCAGUUCUUAAGGGUACACGAUACUUGCCGAUUUCUGCCAUCGUGUGCAUCACGUACGAACGAUUGCAGAAGUUAUUCAUCACAAAGGGCAGGGAGGCACAGUCACAGUUGGCUGCUGGAAAUUGCUUCUCUCAGAGGUUGAUGGCAUCCAUUGAGAAGAACAGAGAAGGCAUCUCGAAGAUGCGUGUUACUCAUUGUGAUAGGCAGGCUUCUGUGUUUGUCGUGGAGGAGUUAGAGUCGUUCAUGGGUUGGUCGCAAAGUUCCUUCUGUGUCAGCCUUUCAGCGGGUACGUGUGACUGUGGCCUCUUUCAGUCUCUCCACUAUCCGUGCCGCCAUGCUCUUGCCGGGUGUGCCGCUGCUAGCAUCGAGUGGGCCCCAUAUGUUCAUCCAAUUUAUAGACAGGAAGCAGUUUUCAAGGUGUACAAGAUGGAGUUCCCACCGAUACCGGAUGAGUCCUUGUGGCCAGAGUGGUAUGGGAUAAUGCUCCAUCCUAACCCACUCAUGUGCUAG